UAAUUCAAUUUUGGCCUAUUUUUUUUUUUUAUUGUUUAAUGUGCAUUAUUAUGUAAGGUAUAUUAGAUCUUAAUUUAAUGUGUUAUGUGAUCUUACGUUUGUUGAAAUGCUAUUUUGGAAAAAAAUUGAGAAAUAAAUUUUGUUUCUAUUGAAGGAUGUACUUAUGAUUAUGCCAUCUUUGACCCUAUUUUUUCUUUCCUUGUUGGGGUUCAGAAUCGUAAAAAGGUGUAGAUUGACUUUGAAGACGUAGGUUGAGUUUUAUUACUGCUUAUAUUACCGUUUGUAAAUUUUAUAAAUAUAUACAUAUAUUAUUUCUAUUUUUAGUGGCUGUCCGAAUUUGUUUUGCAUGAAUGGGUCAAACCUUUUAAUUCAACAACAUAAGAGGACCUUUUAUUUUGUUCAAAAUUGACUUGUGUCCUCUGGAAAUGGUGGGUUCCAAUUUUGUUGAAAUUUUUAGAUUCUUCUAAUUAUAGGGUGACUGAUUCUUCUUUGAAUUGGUAUACAUCUUCUUAAAUCACAUUUAUUAAGUAUAGUACUAUAGUGUUGGCAUGUUGAGUGAAAUGGAGGGAGAUCAACGAAGAUGCUCUAAUGUGAUCUUCAGUGCAUUAUGUGGUGUUGCUUUGUUAGUUUACGGCAUCGUUUGGAAUUUGAUGUUGGUAGUUUAUGUGCUUGAAGUAUUUAUUCCUAUGGAUGUUGGUAAUGAAAGAUAAAAUGAAUAUAUGACAUGGAGCCAUGAAGGUAGUACGGGUGUUGAGUUGGGUUACUUGAUAUCAUUUGAAUUAUGGAUGUAAGCGUAUAAGUGGAAGGAAUUGGGUAUCUGAUUCAUUUGUGGUAUAUGCUUUAGUGGUAUGGCUUUUAUUGUGGUAUAUGAGUAUCAACAAAAUUUAGUGAAUUCUUAUGGAGAUUGCUAACACUUUUUAUACUUGGUUCUUAGGAGUAGUUAUUUAAGGUUUCAGACCUCGAAAAAGGGAUCCUUGUGGCUGACCUAGCUACUUACUCUUAAUAGUAAAGACUAUAUAUAUUUAUUUCAUAAGCUGUUUCUACUGGAAAAAGUGUUAGUUGUAAUAUCGUCUGAUGGGAGUAUGAGGUGUUCACUGGCAGUAGACAGAUGGUUGAAUUAGGUUAAACAGUUAGAUUUAACGGCAUAGAGUUUCAUAGGUGAGUUUCUUAAGUAAAUUAUAAGCUUAGUUACAUCUUGGGCUGGUAGCUUAUGCACCAUCUUGUGCAUGGGUUACUCUCUGUUUAACUAAUUAUCAAUUGUCCUUUUUAUGCCCAUGCUAUCAACAGCUUUUGGUUUUCAUGAUCCUAAUCCACGCAUGCCUAGAUAGAAUGCAUGCAUCAUGCUGCAAUUUCUAUCUGUGAGAUCCAUGAAUAUGUCUUAUUAAGGUGAAGUGCAUACGUUUAACCCUUGCUUCCUUAAGCCAAUCAAGGGCACGUAUUAGCCCUCCUUGCUAGUAGUCCUUGCCAGCAUUGUGAAAUUACUAGUCAGCAUGGAUGAACCACCACGGUUACUGUUUAAUUGCUUGUGCAUGUGAGAUAGCUAUCUUACUUUUACCCUUUUUGCUCUCUCAGAAAUUUCAUAGUAAGGACUUUCGAGAGACCCCCAAAGACCAAUCCUCGCAUGAAUUGCUAAGGAUCCAAUAAGUCCAACAUUGAUUCCUUCAGACGUGUCAAUUGGGCAAAUACGCCGGUAGUGACUAGGGUGGAUAUCUCGUAUCCGAAAACUAGUAGUUCGCCGUGUCAAUCACCCCGGCCCCAAGUAAUUCAAUUUUCUCCCAUGAACGAUUUGUGUCAAUGGAUUAGUUCGAUCCAAAACUUGAGAUAAUGGGUGGAAGGGAGGGUUUGUUUGUCGAAAGAGGCUAAAAAUAGCUGCUUAGAGUUUCUGAAGCAGAAAAGGCUUCAGCGGUUCAAGUCACAAACAGUAGUGCAGGGUGCCAGUGUCACUAAUAUGAAUGCCAGAAGUGGAGGAGAUGCUUUGAGAGCUUCAGCAUCUUGUGGCUCGAGUUUACAUGGAGAUGCUGAUUUGUUUUCCUGCUCUAGUGAUGCUUUUAAUGGAAAGAAGUUUCUUCCAAAGCGCAAAGUGGAGAAGUUUAAUACGUCCAAUUUAGAUUGGAUCGAUAAAAUCCCAGAGUGUCCUGUUUAUUGUCCAACAAAGGAUGAGUUUGAGGAUCCUUUGGUUUAUUUGCAAAAGAUAGCGCCGGAAGCAUCCAAAUAUGGUAUUUGCAAGAUUAUUUCCCCAAUAAGUGGUUCUGUGCCUGCUGGAGUUGUAUUGAUGAAGGAGAAAGCAGGUUUUAAGUUUACUACCAGGGUGCAACCACUUCGCCUUUCUGAAUGGGACUCUGAUGACAAGGUUACCUUUUUCAUGAGUGGAAGAAAUUAUACAUUCCGUGAUUUUGAGAAAAUGGCAAACAAGGAAUUUUCUCGUAGAUACUGUAGCACUGGUUGUCUUCCUGCUUCAUACUUGGAAAAAGAAUUUUGGCAUGAAAUAGCUUGUGGGAAGAUGGAAACUGUUGAGUAUGCAUGUGAUGUUGACGGAAGUGCCUUUUCAUCGUCACCCUCCGAUGAACUUGGGAGAAGCAAAUGGAAUUUGAAGAAACUCUCUCGGCUGUCCAAAUCUGUCUUGCGGCUUCUGGAAACAUCUAUCCCGGGCGUCACUGAUCCGAUGCUUUACAUAGGCAUGCUAUUUAGCAUGUUCGCCUGGCAUGUGGAAGAUCAUUAUCUGUACAGUAUUAACUAUCAGCAUUGUGGGGCUGCUAAGACUUGGUAUGGGAUACCUGGCACUGCAGCUUUGCAAUUUGAGAAGGUUGUGAGAGAGAAUGUGUAUAAUAAGGACAUAUUGUCAACUGAUGGAGAAGAUGGAGCAUUUGAUGUAUUGUUGGGUAAAACAACUUUAUUUCCCCCGAGCAUUCUCUUAGAACAUGGUGUCCCAGUUUACAAGGCUGUGCAAAAGCCCGGGGAAUUUAUAAUCACAUUUCCUAGAGGAUAUCAUGCUGGAUUUAGUCAUGGUUUUAAUUGUGGAGAAGCCGUGAACUUUGCUAUUGGAGACUGGUUUCCUUUAGGAGCUGUAGCAAGUCGGCGUUAUGCAUUUCUCAAUAGGAUUCCUCUGCUACCUCAUGAGGAGCUUCUUUGCAAGGAAGCAAUGAUUCUUUAUAGAAGUUGUGGAUCUGGAGAUCCAAAUCAAACAACCUAUAAUUUGAACUCUCAAUACUCAGUCAAGGCAUCUUUUGUACAACUUAUGAGAUUCCAGCAUCGUGCUCGAUGGUGUCUGCUAAGAUCAAGGCUCUGCUCAGCUGUCUCUAUGGAUGCUUAUGGCACGAUCUUGUGCAGUCAGUGCAAACGUGACUGUUAUAUUGGUUAUGUGAGUUGCAGCUGUUUGCUGCAUCCUGUGUGUUUUCGCCACGAAAUGAGUUCGUCAGUUUUUCCUUGCGGUGGUGGUUGCUCUCUAGUUCUAAGGGAAGACCUUCCUGAACUGGAAACUGUAGCGAAAAAGUUUGAGCAGGAUGAGGGAUUUCUGGAAAAGCUCCAACAUUCUAUUGGAAAUGAAGAUUUGCUUUUGCUACCAGCUAUGUUUCCUAUUGAAGAGGAUGAAUACUUUCCAUUUUGUGAUAUAAAUAUUGAGGUGUAUCCAGAUAAUAAUGCCAUCAGAGAUCCAUCGAAAAUGAUAGAGUUCGCUUCUGAGGACUGUACAAUGCCAACCAGUACAGCUAACAUUCCUAACUCGUCAGAUACUCCACUUUCUUUUGCUGCUUCAACCCUCUGUUCUUUCCGAGAUCAUGAUUCCACUCAUCCUAACAAUGUACAGGCCGUUUCUAAUUCGAAUUUGAUUAAUUCCAGCGAUGAUACAUCUUACAACACUUGCCAGUCUUCUUUAUCGAAUUUUUCUAACAACGAAUGCUUGAGUUUCAACCAAGGAAACCAGCCUUCAAUGGAAGAUAUCCCUAGUGUGAAUCACUGCAGCGAUGAUUCUGAUUCAGAGAUUUUUAGGGUGAAACGUCGAUCUACUUUGAAAGUGGAGAGAAAAAAUGUUAUCAGCGAGAUUAAGUCAGAUCAAAUCAAACAUCAGGGGUUUAAAAGGUUGAAGAAAAUACAGCCCGAAGGAAGAUUUGGGGAGACUGUCAAUGAUUGUGAAUCCAAUAAGAAAUGGGAUGGCCACUUUAAGGAUGGCAAGGUCAGCGCUCCGAGGAAUCAAUAUAACAGAGGAUCUAUAAUGCCUGUAUCCAUUAAAGUAAAAAGGACAUCUGGUAAUGGAUCCAGUAUCAAAUACAGGGAGCAUUCCAUGAAUGACAGAUUCCAGCAAGACUUCGGAAGGAUCCCAAGAGAAGCGGCUCCAAUAGAAAUUGGACCUAAACGUCUCAAAGUUAAAGGCCCUUCAUUUCUGGGGUCAGAGAGCAGGUUAGAUUAACUCUUUAAACAAAAAUCCAGAAACUGGAGACAGUUGAUAUUAGUUAGCCUGAUGAGGUCUGACUUUCGCUAACUCUGAAUUUCUCUAAUGGGGUUCCUAACUACAUUGAAAGUACUACAUAAUUUGAUUUUUGGAAGCAGCAGAGGAAUUAACCAACCAUGCCUAGAAGAGACAUGAAAUUCUUUUGUGCAGGCCUUCAAAGUGGGGCAUUUUGCACCAGUUCCUGUUAUUAGGGGUUCUUUUGCCGGGGUGUUUUUCUGUCUUUGGCAGUAGAACCCUUUCUGCAUUUGAAAACAUAGAAAAGUGGGUUUAGUGGUUUUACUGUACAUCUUUUUUCUUUUACACCCCUUUUAUUUUGGUUAGCCAAUUUUUCUGAGGACAUUGGGCCAUUUCCAUAGUCUUCAUAUUUUAGGGUAUUUUUUUCUUCUUUUAAAUUUAAACAUCAGUCUGCUGCUUCCCAUGGUAGGGUUCUUUAAAUUCUUUUGUAGCUCCAGGUGAUUGUAACCUUUUGACUACAUUAAUAAAAAUGCAAAGAAAAGAUCUCCUUUUCCCCCUUUUUUUCGCCA
Messenger RNA from Beta vulgaris subsp. vulgaris (sugar beet), 4968 nucleotides. Its product is annotated as lysine-specific demethylase JMJ13. NCBI's taxonomy places the organism in Eukaryota, Viridiplantae, Streptophyta, Magnoliopsida, Caryophyllales, Amaranthaceae. The coding region runs from base 1949 to 4402 and encodes 817 amino acids. The record is from RefSeq and is a predicted model, not a curated record. Gene Ontology annotation, cellular component: nucleus. The transcript is spliced from 11 exons. Gene Ontology annotation, biological process: chromatin remodeling. Gene Ontology annotation, molecular function: histone demethylase activity.